AUAAACCAAACACCCAACCCUCCCGGCUUCAGUUCUGGCCAGUCAGACUUCACACGUUGUUGAUCGAGGUGGCAAACUGCACGAGCAGGUUGGAGCCACCCCAGCGAGCCUGUGCGGACUGCAGCCAAGCAUGCUGUGGUCGGACCUGCCCAGUUGCUGCACUGAAACGUUUGCUGGAUGGAAAAUCCAUAAAAGAAAGUUCCUGUGAGGAGCCCAGACGGACGAGAGCUUAAGCAGAAUCAGCUAGCCACCACGGUCUUCCCGGAGCACCUGGGAGCUGCCCACGCCCUGCUCAUGCGCUGACCUUCGCUAUGGGCAGACGGUACCCGGAGACCCACUGUCACCCAGGCAGCUCCUCUGACUCAGGUGUGGACACCUUGGCGGUGUUUAUGGCCAGCAGUGGAACCACAGACGUCGCCAAUCGGAACAGCCCGGCCACACCACCGAACACCCUUCACCUCCGCUCCUCCCACAAUGAACUGCUGAACGCCGAAAUCAAACACACAGAGUCCAAGAACGGCACCCCCCCGAAAUGCAGGAAAAAAUACGCGCUAACUAACAUCCAGGCGGCCAUGGGCCUCUCAGACCCAGCCACGCAACCCCUGCUAGGAAGUGGCUCUGCCAACAUCAAGCUGGUGAAGAACGGGGAGAACCAGCUCCGGAAGGCUGCAGAACAGGGGCAGCAGGACCCCAACAAAAACGCCAGCCCCGCAGCUGGCCUCAACGUCGCUUCUGAGAAGUUAGAGGGCAAAGAGCACCACCCGCAGGAGUCCUCGGGCUGCGGGAUUGUACCCUCCCAGCCCAGGAGGACCAAGAGCUUCCUGGAUUACUAUGUAGACCUGGAGACGUCGGCCAGGGAGCUCCAGCCGGACCUAGGCGGCUGCCCUGGGGUGGCCGAAGAGAAGUUGCAGGCAGGCCAGAGCCAGGCUUCCACUGUCUUUGGCAACGGCGACUUGGCGCUGGAGAAACCCCACAAGCCCCAGACCAGCCCCGAGGAUGGCCAAGGACCCACCGUAUCCUCCAGUCCAGAGACCAAAAAGGACCACCCUAAAACGGGCGCCAAAACGGACUGCGCCCUCCACCGGAUCCAGAACUUGGCACCGAGUGACGAGGAGUCAAGCUGGACCACGCUGUCCCAGGACAGUGCCUCCCCGAGCUCCCCGGAUGAAACAGCAGACCUAUGGAGUGACCACUCGUUUCAGACGGAUCCGGAUUUGCCGCCCGGCUGGAAGAGAGUCAGCGACAUCGCGGGGACCUAUUACUGGCACAUCCCAACGGGGACGACUCAGUGGGAACGGCCGGUCGCCAUCCCAGCCGAUCUUCAGGGUUCUAGGAAAGGGUCCCUUAGUUCUGUAACGUCAUCUCCUACCCCAGAGAACGAGAAACAGCCAUGGAGUGAUUUUGCUGUUCUGAAUGGGGGAAAGAUUAAUAGUGACAUUUGGAAGGAUUUGCACGCCGCCACAGUGAACCCAGACCCCAGUUUAAAAGAGUUUGAAGGAGCAACACUACGCUACGCUUCUUUGAAACUCAGAAACCCUCCACAUGCUGAUGAUGACGACUCUGGUAGCAUCAACAGUGACCCAGAGGCCAAGUGCUUCGCAGUGCGCUCCCUGGGCUGGGUGGAGAUGGCGGAGGAGGACCUCGCCCCCGGGAAGAGCAGUGUCGCGGUCAACAACUGCAUCAGGCAGCUCUCCUACUGCAAAAACGACAUCCGAGACACCGUGGGCAUUUGGGGCGAGGGCAAGGACAUGUACCUCAUUCUGGAGAACGACACGCUCAGCCUGGUGGACCCCAUGGACCACAGCGUGCUGCACUCCCAGCCCAUCGUGAGCAUCCGCGUGUGGGGCGUGGGCCGCGACAACGGCAGGGAUUUCGCCUAUGUAGCAAGAGACAGAGACACGAGGAUUUUGAAAUGUCAUGUCUUUCGAUGUGACACCCCAGCUAAAGCCAUCGCCACGAGUCUCCACGAGAUCUGCUCCAAGAUUAUGGCCGAGCGGAAGAAUGCCAAAGCCCUGGCCUGCAGUUCCUUACAGGAGAGGGCCAACGUGAACCUCGACGUCCCUCUGCAAGUCGACUUCCCAACCCCGAAGACGGAGCUGGUGCAGAAGUUUCACGUGCAGUACCUGGGCAUGCUUCCUGUGGACAGGCCGGUCGGAAUGGACACCCUGAACAGCGCCAUAGAAAGUCUGAUGACCUCAUCCGACAAGGAGGACUGGCCGUCAGUGAACAUGAACGUGGCCGACGCUACUGUCACCGUCAUCAGUGAGAAGAAUGAAGAGGAGGCCCUCGUGGAGUGUCGCGUGCGGUUCCUGUCCUUCAUGGGUGUCGGGAAGGAUGUGCACACCUUCGCCUUCAUCAUGGACACGGGGAACCAGCGCUUCGAGUGCCACGUCUUCUGGUGCGAGCCCAACGCGGCCAACGUGUCUGAGGCCGUCCAGGCGGCCUGCAUGCUACGGUACCAGAAGUGCCUGGUAGCCCGACCGCCUUCACAGAAAGUUCGGCCACCUCCUCCGCCAGCAGACUCGAUGACCAGGAGAGUCACAACCAAUGUAAAACGAGGGGUCUUAUCCCUCAUUGACACUCUGAAACAGAAACGGCCCGUCACGGAAACACCGUAGCUGCCUCUGUGAGCAACUCUCAUGUUCCCCGAAGGUUCGAGAGCUGCGCCGAGAAGAGCAAACCGACACCCGGCCUUCCGAUCUGUCGCUGAUGCUUUGGCUUCAGAGGAUCUAUCCCUAACCGGGCAGUGUUAGACAAGCAUGUUCUCUCGUCUUGCCACCAUCAUGUGAUAUGAAAAGAAGCAUGAAUACAUUUUUUUGCUGUAAGUGACAUCUUGAGCAGUGGAAGGUCUUUUUCUUACUGUAAAUAUCGUGACGUUACUUAACUGCACACACACACAGGAGAAUGUGGCCGCACCCCUAACGACCCGCCGUUGCAUCCCGGGAGUAAAUGAUGCCUGUGUUAGUUUCACUGUCGUCUUGACCGGAUCUGUCCCCCCGCACCUUCGAGUCCUCCCGCACCCUCCCCGUCUCCAGCAUCGGAAGUAGACGCUGCAGACACCACUGAAUCGCUGUAAAAAUAGGAUGACGCGUUUUUAUUUGAGUUUUUCAUAAAAUCGAACCCGCCGGUGGCAAAAUUGGCUGUUGGCAUCAGGACAGACACCAGCUGGCAGCUUCCUUGGACAAGGUUUCUGACACACGGACUCCAUUUCACGUCCACAGCUGUCAUGGGAUGUUGGAAAGCAAGCAAAACUUUUAAAUUGAUGACGAACUAAAUUGGAGGAAUUAAAAUCAGACAAAAAAAAAAAUAGUAACUUUUUCUUUUCAGGUGGUUUUCAAACUGAUUCUUUGAAAAAAAAAAAAAAAGAAAAAUCAUAAUGCAUUGUGGGGGGGGACAUAUUUCAAACUUCUGCCUUAUAUUGUACAAUGCAGCUAGAGAAUUCUAGGUCACUAUGGCCAUUUUCCACGUCAACAUGGGGAUGAACUUCUUCCCAUCAUCCUUUCCGCCCUAGUGUGGUGAUUAGCCAAUAUGCAAUUUGAAGCUGAGGAAGUGUUGUUAAUGUUCUGUUCCCAUCAGACAUGAGUAUUUCAGCCCUCCACCACCCCCGCCUUCUUAUUCCGUGUCCUCGCAGCAAGCGUGCUGCAGUCGAUCCGUGUCCUCGCAGUAAGCGUGCUGCAGCCGAUCCGUGUCCUCGCAGUAAGCGUGCUGCAGUCGGUCCAUGUCCUCGCGGUAACGUGCUGCAGUCGGUCCGUGUCCUCGCGGUAACGUACUGCAGUCAGUCCGUGUCCUCGCAGUAAGCGUGCUGCAGCUGUUCCGUGUCCUCGCAGUAAGCGUGCUGCUGCAACUCUGCGUUCAGCCCAGUCUCAUUCUGAUGCUUUUUGCCCAGAAAGUUGUCCGUCUGUCACUUUGCAUUCACAGCAACCAACUACAUUAAGUGGAACCUUUCUUAAAUCGAUGUAUAUACUAGAAUUUGUUAGUUUCAACCAGAUACAUUUCAAAAUUAGUUGUUUUUCUUUUCUCCAUUUUUUUCCAGAUUGGAAAAUUUCAUAUCAGACAUAAGAAUAAUGGGCUAUUUAACAAGUUUCCCCCAAAAUAGCAGUUUCCUGCUGCUUUUUGUAGGUCAGAAACUUACCCGUAAAGGUAGACAGAUUUUGAUUGGUGUGGACAUUGUUGUUUUAAAAGGAGGGGCGAAGGAGAGCAGUCUUGGUAUUAGUCUCGUCUACUUUUGAAUGUCAAAAUUCACGUUUACAAUAUCGUUAUAAAAGUAAUUCUUUGUUUAGACACUAUGUCCUUGUCAGAAUGGUUUCCACAUUCUUAUCACACUCGAGCCUUACAAGGUAGAGGAGGUUCCGAACACACUUGGGAAGUGUAAGUAUGAAGCACCAGGAGGCCAAUCAGCUGCCCCGGGUUCUCGCCAAAGUCAGUACCAGAACCGGGACUAGAACCCACGCCCCCUCGCUCUCCCCGGUGUACUGUGUCGUGCUGCUGCCACACUAGUCAGGAAGAGCCUGUCCAGAGUGACUCUGGGUGACACAAAGACCAGAAUGGAGGUAUUCGUUGAGAGGCACGCUUAGAACUCCCUGGGUCAGCAGGGAAAUAGGUCCACAGCACAAACGCAGUGGUGUCACCAAGCCACGGCCCCUUGGUCCAGGACUGUCAUCUGCAGCUAUGGCUCUGCAUGGCAGAGGACAGGAGCCUCCAUUCACUUCUGCUGUUGAUCUAGGAGGUCUUCCAGAGACGAUGAUACCUGUGGUAGAGAUUCCGAGCUCAUGGUACCAGAGACCAGGGUAAGCAGACAGCUUCCGGCCAGCCGUUCUGCUCAUAAUUCAGGGGCAGGGCCGAGGGGCCGGAACCGUCUGCCCGCACCCCUAACGUUAGGACACAAACAUGUUUCUGUGGAGUGCAUCAGCCUUCUCUCCCGCUUGUCCGUGAUUCUGUGUGGAGUAACCGCGUCAUCACAGAAAUGACCGCCUUAGGGGAAUCCUCCCUGCGCCCCUCGAAGGCUGUUGCAAUACCGUUCUGCUCUUUCGCCUCGAUUUCCACCGUGAGAGGUUCCUGCGUGACCCAUUUCUUAAUUCUAAACCACAGUCCACUUUUGAUCGUGGAAAUCUGCCAGAACCCCCUGGCUCUAUUUUUUUUUUUUUAAAGUCCUACAUCUGUCUGUCUUCAGGAUCAAGAAUACUGAGCUAGCUUUAAGUAGCAAACUGAUUUAUAUUAUAUAUGCAAUCAUAGGGCCGCGUUAAGGUGAGUGAUUGUCUUUACAUAUUGGGAACUUGACCACGGCUUGUUUUCAAAAUAGCUUUGCAUACUCAAUGCAAAUUAAUGUUGUAAAUUUCUGUUAAACAGUAUGUUCAGACACUUUCUGCCAUGGCCAAAAAGUACGUGUGACAGUGUGCGCGCGCGUGUGUGUGUGGGCAAGGAUGCCAGUGUGUUGUUCCCUGAGACCGCAGUGACACUUCAGUUAACUAUGCAUUCUUUCUAUCUGGGAUUCGGUCAGCAGGCAGCCAUGUCCACUAGGCCUCGUAUGUCGUAUCGUUUUUUUUUAAUUAACCUGUUAAAUACGGCUUGAAAUAUUUUUAUUUUAUUUAUUCUAUUUUUACUGAAAUAUACUGCAUUAUUGUGUUCGUGUACCUUGCCUGGACAUCCUCUCUCUCGGCGUGUCCGGGUCUGAGUAAUCUCAGUGAACUCUUCGUUGCCUACAAGGUGGUUUUGUAAUGAUUUGUAGUCACGUUUCUAUCAGAAUAUGUAGAAGAAAAGGCCGAGUGCUUAAAGUUCCUUUUAUUUUUUGAAAGCAGCUAGAUAGACGCAGACUUGCCGCCUCCCCUGCGUGCUCCUUGCCGGCUUCGCGGGGAGUAACCAACACGCCUAUGGCUAGAAACUUCCUUUCAGACUAACGCACCUGCUCGGUGCUCAGUUUUUAUAUCCCUCACAACGCGUGUGACUUCACGACAGAUACGACGUGUCCAGGCGCCCCCUGUCUCCACCCAGAGACAUGAUCACCCAUCGCUCCUUAGCGCCACUGUUCUCUGUCUGUCUGUCUGUCUGUCUGACUGCAUGUAUGGACAUGAGGCCCGUUCCCAUUAAAAUAAGUUUUGGUGAUAAACUGUUGGCACUGCUACUUUUUUAAAAUCCACUUUAUGGUUUUAAGAUGGACGCGGGAGGCGGCCCUUCACCCACCAGGGACCACGAGGCCCGCAGCUUUGCUCCGUGCAGGCCACACUGCCUCUGUGAGCAUCGCGACACAGGGUCACUCCAGGGUCUCAGCAACAGGUGUGUCUCCCUGCCCCCGGCAGUGUGUCUAAGCAUACCGUUCACUCUCCGCUCGGCCAGGCUUAACCGAGUACACGUCCCACCCAGCGUGCGUGCUCUCCAGCCCGCGAAGAGGAGGUCACUGAUUUCUGCUUCAGGCCAGAGACCGCCGCCCGCCCGUGUCCGCGAGAGCGUUCCCUGGCAUCCAGCUCGUUUGUCCUAAAAGAAUGUUCGCUUUUCCUUUUGCCCCUUUGCUGUCGACCACUUCGCACAUUUAAAUGUAACCUGUUGUGGGAAUAAAUUUAGCUGCAUAAA
Tupaia belangeri chinensis (Chinese tree shrew) is the source of this 6564-nucleotide messenger RNA. It is a transcript of the gene APBB2, whose product is annotated as amyloid beta precursor protein binding family B member 2. The record is from RefSeq and is a predicted model, not a curated record. Lineage: Eukaryota; Metazoa; Chordata; Mammalia; Scandentia; Tupaiidae. Gene Ontology annotation, molecular function: amyloid-beta binding; transcription factor binding. The transcript has 16 exons. Gene Ontology annotation, cellular component: cytoplasm; nucleus. Gene Ontology annotation, biological process: regulation of DNA-templated transcription. The coding region runs from base 312 to 2618 and encodes 768 amino acids.